AUGGGGGACCAAGAGCGAGAUCCUGAGGAUCUACUCUCCUUCAGCACGACCGAGAACACUGCAAACUCGCGUUUUGAACUCCAGUCGCGCAUCAAACUCCAAGUGGGCGAGCGACAGUUCAUCACAUCACGGGACACCCUCAAGGGCGAAAGUACCUACUUCGCCGCACUCCUUUCCGGCCGCUGGCCUGCAACAGACGCAGAUGGCAGCUACUUCAUCGACUCGGAUCCCGCCUUGUUCGAACACGUCCUACGUUAUCUCCGCACGGGCAACUUCCCCCUGUUUUUCGACAGCGCCACCCAUACCUUUGACUACGGCAAGUACGUGGCCCUUCUUGGCGAGGCCAAGUACUUCGGCAUUGCGCAGCUGGAGAAAUGGAUCGAGAACAAACGGUAUCUGGAUGCUGUCGAGAUCGAAUACACCACACAUCAGGCCGAGAGCACCGAUCUUUUCCAGCAGCCCUACAGCGGCCGUCGUACCGUCAAGGCGGACGAAAAGCUGGAGUUCACAUAUGGCUGGGGAACUAAGAAGGUCUUCAUUUGCCCCCGGGCUAUUGGGGCUCAUCGGGGCAACCCAGAUGCCUGCGGCGCGAAAUGUCACAAGGCACAAGCGGGGUCUAUGGGAAUGUUUGAGGACGAGCCGGUGAUGACGGGAAGGGUCAUCAAGACGAAGCUGGUGUUCAAGCCCGAAUCCUGCCUUGGUCUUCAGCAGGGCUGA
Molecule: messenger RNA, 717 nt
Organism: Anthostomella pinea
Lineage: Eukaryota; Fungi; Ascomycota; Sordariomycetes; Xylariales; Xylariaceae
Source: the annotation of a GenBank genome assembly